Agelaius phoeniceus (red-winged blackbird) is the source of this 4434-nucleotide messenger RNA. The record is from RefSeq and is a predicted model, not a curated record. Lineage: Eukaryota; Metazoa; Chordata; Aves; Passeriformes; Icteridae.
AUGGCUGAUGGAGAUGCAGCAGACAUCCAGCUACGUGCAGGUUACAGCCUUUACAGCCUGGGUGUAAUGUCAUUUAACCUGAACUUUGCCUACAAGAAAAGGCUCUUUAUUGUGAUGCCCUUUAGGACUGAAAGUGAAAGGAAAAUCUGUCAACAGGAAGAUUCUGGAAUCAUUAAGCAGAUGGGAUCGUAUAUGGUAGUGAUUUCAUCAGACCAUGACCCGGGAGAAAAGACUCGACUUCAGCUUCCAACAAUGAAAGAAAAUGAUACUCACUGCAUCGAUUUCAGCUACCUUCUGUACAGCAAGAAUGGAGGAAACCCAGGCACUUUGAACAUCCUGGUUAGGGUGAACAAAGGACCACUGGCUAAUCCCAUCUGGAAUGUCACUGGUUCCACUGGCAAAGACUGGCUUCGAGCAGAGUUGGCUGUCAGCACUUUCUGGCCCAAUGAGUAUCAGGUAAUAUUUGAAGCUGAAGUCUCAGAUGGAAGAAAUGGCUACAUUGCCAUUGAUGACAUCCAGGUCCUGAGUUACCCUUGCGAUAAAUCUCCACAUUUUUUGAGGCUGGGGGAUGUAGAGGUCAAUGCAGGGCAGAAUGCUACAUUUCAGUGCAUUGCUACAGGGAGAGAUGCAGUGAAUAACAAGUUAUGGCUCCAGAGAAGAAAUGGGGAAGAUAUUCCAGUUGCUCAGACUAAAAAUAUCAAUCACAGAAGAUUUGCAGCUACCUUUAAGUUACAAGAGGUGACAAAAACCGACCAGGAUUUAUACCGCUGUGUAACGCAGUCAGAGAGAGGUUCUGGAGUCUCAAACUUUGCUCAACUUAUUGUUCGAGAGCCACCUCGGCCAAUAGCACCCCCGCAGCUGCUGGGCGUUGGGCCCACGUACUUGCUCAUCCAACUGAAUGCCAACUCCAUCAUUGGGGAUGGCCCCAUUAUCCUGAAAGAAGUGGAGUACAGGAUGACAUCUGGGACUUGGACCGAGACCCACGCUGUCAAUGCACCAACAUACAAGCUGUGGCACCUGGACCCUGACACUGAAUAUGAGAUUCGGGUCCUGCUCACCCGCCCGGGGGAAGGUGGCACGGGGCAGCCAGGACCACCACUCAUCACCAGGACCAAGUGUGCUGAACCGAUGAGAACGCCCAAAACACUGAAGAUUGCUGAGAUCCAGGCCAGACACAUUGCCGUGGACUGGGAAUCUCUGGGGUACAACAUCACUCGUUGCCAUACUUUCAAUGUCACUAUAUGCUACCACUACUUCUGUGGACACAAUGAGAGCAAAGCAGACUGCCUGGACAUGGACCCCAAAGCACCUCAGCACGUUGUGGAUCGUCUGCCUCCCUACACAAAUGUCAGCCUCAAGAUGAUCUUAACCAACCCAGAAGGGAGGAAGGAAAGCGAGGAGACCAUUAUCCAGACAGAUGAAGAUGUGCCAGGCCCUAUACCUGCCAAAUCAGUGAAAGGAACUCCUUUUGAAGAUAAGAUCUUCCUCAACUGGAAGGAACCUGUGGAUCCAAAUGGCAUCAUUACUCAGUAUGAGGUGAGCUAUAGCAGUAUACAGUCAUUUGACCCUGCAGUUCCGGUGGCAGGACCUCCACAGACAGUCUCCAAGCUGUGGAACAGCACACACCACGUCUUCUCUCACCUACACCCUGGUACUACUUACCAGUUCUUCAUACGUGCAAGUACCAUCAAAGGGUUUGGACCAGCAACUACCAUCAAUGUAACAACCAAUAUCUCAGCUCCCACUUUACCAGACUAUGAAGGAGUAGAUGCAUCUCUCAAUGAAACUGCUACUACAAUAACUGUACUCUUGAGACCUGCACAGGCCAAAGGUGCACCUAUCAGUGCCUACCAGAUUGUUGUUGAAGAGCUGCACCCGCACCGAACAAAGCGAGAAACUGGUGCCAUGGAGUGCUACCAAAUCCCUGUCACCUAUCAGACUGCCCUUAGUGGAGGCUCACCAUACUACUUUGCUGCUCAGCUGCCCCCAGGAAACCUGCCAGAGCCAGCCCCCUUUACUGUGGGUGACAACAGGACGUACCAAGGUUUCUGGAACCCGCCGCUGGCUCCUCGGAAAGGCUACAACAUCUACUUCCAGGCCAUGAGCAGCGUUGAGAAGGAAACCAAAACUCAGUGUGUUCGAAUAGCUACAAAAGCAGCAGCAACAGAAGAACCUGAGGUGAUUCCAGAUCCUGCUAAACAAACAGAUCGAGUGGUGAAAAUAGCAGGAAUAAGUGCUGGAAUUCUGGUAUUCAUCCUACUUCUCCUUGUUGUCAUAUUGAUCGUGAAAAAAAGCAAACUUGCAAAGAAGCGCAAGGAUGCCAUGGGAACCACCCGUCAGGAGAUGACCCACAUGGUGAAUGCCAUGGACAGGAGUUACGCCGACCAGAGCACUCUGCAUGCAGAGGAUCCCCUGUCAAUCACAUUUAUGGACUCACAUAACUUCAGCCCCAGAUUGCCCAAUGAUCCACUUGUGCCGACAGCUGUGUUAGUGCCUAUUACUGAUGAAAAUCACAGUGCAACAGCUGAGUCCAGCCGACUCCUGGAUGUCCCUCGUUAUCUCUGCGAAGGCACAGAAUCCCCGUACCAGACUGGGCAGCUGCACCCUGCCAUCAGGGUGGCUGAUCUCCUGCAGCAUAUUAACCUAAUGAAGACCUCUGACAGCUAUGGAUUUAAAGAGGAGUAUGAGAGUUUCUUUGAGGGGCAGUCAGCUUCUUGGGAUGUCGCUAAGAAGGAUCAAAACAGAACAAAGAACCGCUAUGGAAACAUUAUAGCAUAUGACCACUCCAGGGUGAUUUUGCAACCUGUUGAAGAUGAUCCAUCUUCAGAUUACAUUAAUGCCAACUACAUAGAUAUUUGGCUGUACAGGGAUGGAUAUCAGAGACCAAGUCACUACAUUGCAACCCAAGGUCCAGUUCAUGAGACUGUUUAUGACUUUUGGAGAAUGAUAUGGCAGGAGCAGUCAGCUUGUGUUGUGAUGGUCACAAAUUUAGUGGAAGUUGGAAGAGUCAAGUGUUACAAGUACUGGCCUGACGACACUGAAGUUUAUGGGGACUUCAAAGUGACUUGUGUAGAGGUGGAGCCCCUCGCGGAAUACGUUGUCAGGACCUUCACUCUGGGAAGGAGAGGCUACAAUGAAAUCCGUGAAGUUAAACAGUUUCAUUUCACUGGCUGGCCAGAUCAUGGAGUUCCUUACAAUGCCACAGGACUGCUUUCCUUUAUACGGAGAGUCAAAUUAUCUAACCCUCCUAGUGCAGGGCCUAUUGUUGUCCACUGCAGUGCUGGUGCUGGACGGACAGGCUGUUAUAUUGUGAUUGAUAUCAUGUUGGAUAUGGCAGAAAGAGAAGGGGUUGUGGAUAUCUACAACUGUGUCAAAGCUUUGCGGUCCCGGCGCAUCAACAUGGUACAAACUGAGGAGCAGUACAUCUUUAUUCACGAUGCCAUUCUAGAAGCUUGCCUGUGUGGAGAAACUGCCAUUCCUGUCUGUGAAUUCAAAGCUGCUUAUUUUGAUAUGAUUAGAAUAGACUCUCAGACAAACUCUUCACAUCUCAAAGAUGAGUUUCAGACCCUGAAUUCUGUGACCCCUCGCCUGCAGGCGGAGGACUGCAGCAUCGCCUGCUUGCCAAGGAACCACGACAAGAACCGCUUCAUGGAUAUGCUGCCACCUGACAGAUGUCUGCCUUUCUUAAUUACUAUUGAUGGGGAGAGCAGCAACUACAUCAAUGCUGCUCUUAUGGACAGCUACAGGCAGCCGGCAGCUUUUAUUGUCACACAACAUCCUUUACCAAACACUGUGAAAGAUUUCUGGAGAUUAGUGUACGACUAUGGCUGUACUUCUCUUGUGAUGUUAAAUGAAGUCGACUUAGCACAGGGUUGCCCACAAUACUGGCCCGAGGAAGGGAUACUGCGGUACGGCCCCAUCCAAGUGGAAUGCAUGUCGUGUUCCAUGGACUGCGAUGUCAUAAACAGAAUUUUCAGGAUAUGCAAUCUAACAAGACCACAAGAGGGCUAUCUGAUGGUGCAGCAAUUCCAGUAUUUGGGAUGGGCUUCUCAUAGAGAUGUACCAGCUUCCAAGAGAUCCUUCUUGAAGUUGAUUCUCCAGGUAGAAAAAUGGCAAGAGGAAUGUGAAGAAGGGGAGGGCCGGACCAUCAUCCAUUGCCUAAACGGCGGUGGCCGGAGCGGGAUGUUCUGUGCCAUCGGCAUCGUGGUUGAGAUGGUGAAAAGGCAGAAUGUGGUGGAUGUUUUCCAUGCCGUGAAGACCUUGAGGAACAGCAAGCCCAACAUGGUAGAAACUCCGGAGCAAUAUCGUUUCUGCUACGAUGUUGCACUGGAGUACCUGGAAUCCUCUUAGUCGGAAAGGAUGUGACAAAGUUCACCAAAUAUAUGAAUCUCAAUAAGCUGUUUUGACAACAGUUCUUGAUCCUGUGAAGAAAGA